This is a messenger RNA of Diospyros lotus (date-plum), 3360 nucleotides long. RefSeq names its product plastid division protein CDP1, chloroplastic. The transcript has 12 exons. The record is from RefSeq and is a predicted model, not a curated record. NCBI's taxonomy places the organism in Eukaryota, Viridiplantae, Streptophyta, Magnoliopsida, Ericales, Ebenaceae. Gene Ontology annotation, biological process: chloroplast fission. Gene Ontology annotation, cellular component: chloroplast inner membrane. The coding region runs from base 399 to 2951 and encodes 850 amino acids.
GUGUUCCAUUCCAGUACUAGGACGGACGGACGGACGGACUGUCCCAAAUACUUACAUUUUCCGAUCUACGUUGAGUUGUAGUAGUAGUAGUUGUAGUAGUGGUAGUGGUAGUAAUAGUUUGUUGACCAAUUCUCCCCUGUUUUUGUUCAUCUGCUAGGGGUUUGAGGAAUGAAUUGUUUUCCCAAGGAACUACGGAAUUCGAAACCCUAAGAACGACAAUGCGAGAGAUUGGUUAGUAUUAUUAAGCCUUUUUCUAUUUCCGUUCAAGAUUGACUACUGCAUUUUCGAUCCAUGGAACGCCAAGGGUUACCGAUUCCGAUGAAAUGGAGAGUGCACGUCUGGAUCCUUGUGUAGGGUAAUGCGUAUGCGUAUGCCUGUACACGAAUCUAUAUGCAGGCAUGAUGGCGUCUGUUGUUGCUCAGUUGUUGCCCACUAGUGUCUCUUCCAAUUGUAUCCGCCGAAACCACCGCCAGGUCUCCGUGUUUCUCCCAAAUUCGUCAGAAGCAAUAUCGUCAUUUCCGGGAAAAAACAGCAGCAAUAAGGGGGCCCGCCAUCAAAUUGCUUCUAGGGUUCCGACAGGGUUACCGCCCUUGCCGAGGAGGAGGAGGAGGAGGAGAGGCUCAUUGGCUGUGGUCCACUCUAGGCUCAACGCUACUGACCUGCGCAUUGUCGAUACAACGACGACCACCACCACUAACAGCAAGAACGACGGUGAUACUCUGACAAAGCGGACCGUUGUAAUUCCCGUCACUUGCUACCAGAUUAUUGGUGUUCGGGACCGAGCAGAGAAGGAUGAGAUUGUUAAGUCUGUGAUGGAGCUGAAAAAUGCAGAGAUUGAAGAAGGUUACACCAUGGACGCUGUUGUUUCUUGUCAGAAUCUGUUAAUGGAUGUGAGGGAUAAGCUUCUUUUCGAACCUGAAUAUGCUGGUAAUUUAAAGGAGAAGGUCCCACCUAAAUCUACUCUUUGUAUCCCUUGGGCUUGGUUGCCUGGGGCUCUUUGCCUUCUUCAAGAGGUUGGAGAGGAGGAACUUGUGCUUGAUAUUGGCCGAGCAGCCCUCCAGCAUCCAGAUGCCAAACCUUAUAUUCACGAUGUGCUUCUGUCCAUGGCAUUAGCAGAGUGUGGAAUUGCAACAGUUAGUUUUGAGAAGAACAAUAUUUCCCAAGGCUUUGAAGCUCUUGCUCGUGCUCAGUGUCUGCUUAGGAGCAAAAUAUCUCUUGGGAAGAUGAAAUUGUUAUCCCAGAUAGAAGAAUCAUUGGAAGAGCUUGCACCUGCAUGCACAUUGGAAUUAUUGGGCAUGCCCUUGACACCUGAAAAUGCUGAGCGAAGAAUAAGAGCUAUUGCAGCUCUGCGUGAACUGCUUAGACAGGGCCUGGAUGUGGAAGCACAAUGCCAGGUUCAAGAUUGGCCAUGCUUCUUGAGUCAAGCACUUAAUAAGCUCAUUGCUGCAGAAAUAGUUAAUCUCCUUCCUUGGGAUAGUUUGGCUGUUACAAGAAAGAAUAAGAAAUCCCUUGAAUCACAGAAUCAAAGAGUUGUAAUUGAUUUUAACUGUUUCUUCAUGGCAAUGAUGGCACAUAUUGCUCUUGGAUUUUCAAGCAAGCAAAUGGAUCUGAUUAACAAAGCAAGAACAAUUUGUGAAUGUUUAAUAGCCUCAGAAGGUGUUGAUUUAAAGUUUGAGGAGGCUUUUUGCUUGUUUCUUCUUGGGCAGGCUGAUGAAUCAGAGGCUGUGGAAAGGCUUCAGCAACUUGAAUUAAAUUCUGAUCCUACUUUAGGAAAUUCAGAAUCAGGGAAGGACAUUAAAGGUGCCUCUAGCACAAAGCAAUCACUGGAAAAGUGGCUGAUGGAUAAUGUCCUUGGCCUGUUUCCUGACACACGGGACUGUUCUCCGUCUUUGUUCAAUUUUUUCAGUGGCGAAAAAAGAGGCUGCACUAGCAGGCAGAUUAGGGGAUCUCCACAGACGAUCCCUAGUAUAAGCCAGAGACCUAUUUCCCCUGCCCUUGUAUCAGAUCAAAGGGCUUUGGAGGAUCCCCUUUCACAUACAAACUCUACUCGGCAUAUUGGGCUAGCAGUAAAGCAGUUAGCUCCAGCCAAUUUGCAAGACACAUUAAUAGCUGGCAAGAAUAACAAUGAAAGCAAUGGUAGCAUCCCAUCUGUUCAGUUGAAAAGAAGUAUAGGUAUGCACCGUGAUAAAAUUUGGCAAAACUGGUUGAACCUAUAUGUGGUUGGAAAGAUAACCUUUGUGAUGGCACUGGGAUGUGUUCUGUUUGCGGCCCUUAAGCUAUCUGCGUUUCAGUUGUGGAAGAUGAAAAGUCCAACUAGAUUGCCUUCAGGAAAAACAGGCAUAUACACAAGUUCUCAUGUCUGUACCAAGGAUUCUUCUCUAGAUCAAAGUUUGGCAUCUGCUUGUAUGAUGGGAAAUAGUAUUGCCUACAGACUCAAGAAGCUACUGUCUGUGUUUAGGGUCCGUCUUGGCAACUACCAAAAUGCUGCCAAUUUGCAGAGUUCAUGCCGUACUGCUAAACUUUCAUCUUCUGUGACAGUAGUGUACAAGAAACCAAUGCCUGUUGAAGAGGCUGAAUCACUUGUCAAGCAAUGGCAAGCCAUCAAAGCUGAAGCUCUUGGGCCAAGCCAUCAGGUUCACAGUCUCUUUCAGGUUCUUGACGGGCCAAUGCUUGUUCAGUGGCAUGCUUUGGCUGAUGCGGCGAAAGCUAGGUCCUGCUUUUGGAGAUUUGUUUUGCUGAAAUUGUCUGUUGUAAGGGCGGAGAUCUUAUCAGAUGCGAUUGGAGCAGAGAUGGCUGAAAUAGAGGCUCUUCUGGAGGAAGCAGCUGAACUGGUGGAUGAAUCUCAGCCGAAGAAUCCAAAUUAUUACAGCACAUAUAGAAUUCAUUACUUUCUGAAACGGCAAGACGAUGAUUCGUGGAGGUUCUGUGAAGGUGAUAUCCAGACCACGUAAUUCCGUGCAGUCGAAGGAAAUUGCUAGAACCCAGAUGAAGCUGUUUCAGUCUAUUGUCAGAGGUUACUUGUAAAUGCUAACUAACAAAACUAGGGCUAGAUCCUAUUUGUUGGUAGGGAGUCUUUUUUGUUUCAAUUAUUUGAUUAUUUUUUUUUUCCAGACGUGUAAUUUUCUUGGGUUCUAGUUCUCCAUGUGGUGAGUGGCGUUGUUCGAUGCAAUAAACUUGGCAGACAAAGCCUUCCACGCAUGUGACAGUACUGUAGUUUAUGGUUGUGUUUUAGGUUGUUGCUGCUUGGCAGGGAAGCCAAAAUUGAGUGCCUUACCAACUAUUACCCUGCACCUGCAGAAGAAACGUAUUUGCUUCCCAGAAUGUCAUGGGAAUGAAAUCUAUAACUAUUUUACUUUUUGA